Amyelois transitella is the source of this 2544-nucleotide messenger RNA. RefSeq lists its product as uncharacterized. Gene Ontology annotation, cellular component: chitin-based extracellular matrix. Gene Ontology annotation, molecular function: structural constituent of chitin-based larval cuticle. The transcript is spliced from 6 exons. Bases 1 to 2544 code for a protein of 847 amino acids. The record is from RefSeq and is a predicted model, not a curated record. Lineage: Eukaryota; Metazoa; Arthropoda; Insecta; Lepidoptera; Pyralidae.
AUGAAGCUGAUAAUAACAUUUAUAUGUAUAAUAAACUUCUUCGUAUUUGUGAAUUCAAAUGAACAAUUCAUAUUUCCUCCCAAAUUCCAAACACCUGGCACAUUUGUUUCUGAAGGUUCUUUAUACUUACCUCCUGAGUCCCACACUCCUAUCCCGUAUUUUCCCGUUAAUAAAUUUGGUAGUCUUCCUUUUCCGUAUUUACCUCCUGCUCCAACUGGCACCAAAUCACCAAUUCCAUUCCCAUCGCCAUUUCCUAUACUUUUAUCUUCAACUAGAGCGCAACAUUUUGACGAUGAUGAUGAUGAUGACAAAGGUGAUGAUGAACGGAAAAGUAAACCACCUAUGUCUACUCCAAGACCUCCUUUUCCAUACACUAGAAAUAACAGAACCGAAAAUCUUCAAGAACAACAAACCCUACAUAAAAGGGACAUGAGGCAAAUUCAAAAACCCAUGCAUUACCAGCAACCAAUCGAUAGAGUUGAUGUGCGAGUACCAAAUCAAUUUCCUUCUGGAUUUUCAACACCAUCACCUAUAAAUCAAAAGCCAACACCAAGAUCUAUGAUCAUAUCAGACACUCAUAGAAAUGAUAACAUAUUUGAUCAAUUAAAAGCCGGUUCAUCACAAGGUGGAGUGUACGUGCCACCUCUAGGUGGUUUUAUUUCAUCAACUACAGAACCAGCAAUACCCAUUCUUCGAUUGUCUAAUGAAAUGGAUUUAGAUGGAAGCUUCAGUUACGAAGCACUAGGCGCUGAUCAAACUCAUUAUGUGCAACAUAGUCAUAUGGAAAAUCAAGGAACUGAAAAAGAAGAACAAGUAGUAGAAGGUUCAUACUCUUAUGUUGGAGAUAAUGGUCAAACGUACACUGUGCAUUAUGUAGCAGAUUCUAAUGGAUUUCGAGCUAGUGGAGAUCACCUUCCUGUAGCGCCACCCAUUCCAGAAAUUAUUCAAAGGGCCAUUCAAUAUAACUUAGCUGAAGAAGCUAAAAAGCCUCCACAUUUGAAAUCUUGGCAACCUGACGAACAUGAACGCGAUUACAACGAGAUACACGAUAAAAAUCAACGGUUUGCCAUUCCACCUCCACCGCGCAGUUUAUUUACAGGAAGAACUCCGGAAGCCUUUUCAUACGAUAUAUCACAACGAUCAAAUACACAAAAUAAUUUAGAAGCAGCAGCUAGUUCACAAACCCCAGUAAAAACUGUCGAUUUUGUGAACAACCAACAAACAAAUAACGCAGGAACUAUUACACCUCAAGUAACCUUCUUAGCUUCACAGGGAGCACAUGUCCCUUCUGCCAAUAACCCACAACAAACAGUAUCAAGAAUGUUUACAAAUGAUAAAUCAAUACCUUCUUUACCUCAAUUGGUUAAUUACGAAGCCGAUGACAGUAAUAAAGCACUAUGGAGAUGGCAAUAUGGCUUAAGUUCAAAUAAUCAUAUGAAUAAUGUAAAUCAGGCUCCAGAAAAAAAUAGCAUAUCUCGAUCUUCAGGAGAUGAUGUGGUAAUUAAUUUCAAUGAUAUGACGCCAGAUCAAUAUUCAAAAAUGUUACAAAACCAAAUCUCUUCAGCUACCACAAAUACUAUUGAUAACAACUCCCCACACAAAAUAAAUACAAAUAGCGUUUCGCCAUCAGCAGAAACAAUACAAAACCAACAACACUCAGAAGAUUGGUAUAAGAACUUAAUGAAUAGCAAUCAAUUUAGUGAUUAUUAUCAACAAACAUAUCAACAACAACAAGCACAGCCACAACAGCUAUCGAAUAACCUUCAAGUCAAUGACAUGCAAGACUAUAAGUCUACGCCAAAUAAUCAACGCGAUAGCAAUUUUGAUGCAAAUUACUCUUACCUGCAAGAAAAGCAUAAUAAACUAGAAACAACUACUACAAGACAUCUAGCCCAUUUGCAUGGCACCAACAUAUUUCCCACAACGACUCCCGCAGAUGUUAUUCCAAACAAAUUUGUUACGCAAGAAUAUAACUAUGAAGACAUCAGCUAUGAACCCAGAAGAAUAAAAGCCUCUAAUCAAUAUACAACUACAAAACCAAGUUUUAACAAUAGAAAUUACAUAACAAAUGAUGAAUACAAUAAAAUGAAUACACCUAGCUAUUCCACGCAAAGUUUAUUGGAUAUUGAAAGAGGCACUACUUUUGUAGUCACACAAGCACCAACAUCAACUACUACAUCAACUAUAAUGAAAUUUACAGAUUUUAUUAGCCCCGAUAAUAAAGACAGCUUUAAACCCAUAGUUAAGAAAGUAAAUGAAGAUAAACUUCAUGAUUCAAAAGAAAUUAUAGAGGAUUCGAAUCUAGCUAAUAACAUAUUUUUGAAAAAUCUUCUAAAACCCAAAAUAAAUGAACCAGAAGAAUCAAAUAAAAUUAAUGAAAAUACAGAAAAACAGAUGCACAAAAAGAAAUCUCUAGUAGCUCUGAAAGUAAAAGAUUGCGUGCAAACAUCUCUUCGCUCAUUCGCUAUCCGCACUGAAAGCGUAACGGGAGAAACCACGCGUUUGUUCUCAGGGAGCAUUAUCAUUAUCAAGCGAGACAAUUAA